GGCAGGGCGAUAGACGGCGCUGGAGAAGCCACGGGAGCACAACAAGAAUAAAUCUAUUUGCAUACCCUUACUACUUUAGUAUAUUUGUGAAUUCUAGCGCGUGCAAAAUAUAUCGAAAAUGUCGGGACGUCUUGCAAAGAAGAGGACAAAGACUUCCAAGUCGGCCCGAGCCGGUGUUUUAUUCCCCGUGGGGAGAAUGCAACGGUACAUGAAGAGGCUAACACACAAGUACCGUGUUGCGGCGGGUGCCCCAGUCUACAUGGCCGCUGUCAUCGAGUAUUUAAGCGCCGAGAUUCUAGAAUUGGCAGGUAACGCCGCACGAGACUAUAAGCGAGGUCGGGUGACGCCACGCCACAUUCUAUUGGCCGUAGGCAAUGAUGAGGAGUUGAAUCAACUGUUGAAAAACGUUACAAUAGCUCAGGGAGGCGUGUUGCCAAAGAUCCAGCCCGAGUUGCUGAAGCCAAAGAAGGGAGGGAAGUUCCAGACAUCUGCUCUCACACCGCCACUCAUUCCUCUCAGUUCUUCGACGGCCGGCGCCAAGAAGGCGCCCAAGGUCGCGGCGGGGAAGGUGUUGAAGUCCCUGCCUAAGAAAGCAACCGCCGCAACGAUACGGGCGAAGAAGCCUGUGAUGAAUGCAAAGGGGAAGGAGACGAAGCAGGAUGUGACGGGAGUGACAAUUCUCUCGGAGAAGAAGCUGUUCCUUGGGCAGAAGAUGACAGUUAUUCAAGGUGAUAUUGUAAAUGUCACAGCAGAUGCUCUCAUUCACCCCACAAAUGGGCAGUUCAGUCUCACAGGAGACGUCGGCUCAGCACUGGAGAAGGUCGGAGGCAAGGAGUUCCAGCAGGAGGUGCGAGACCUACUGGCCUCCAAUGGAUCCCUGGAUGUGGGCGGAGCGGCCAUCUGUAGUGGACACAAUUUCCUUGCCAAGUUUGUGAUCCACUGUCACCCUCCGGGCUGGGGCGGCGGCAACGCGCACCAGAUGCUGGAGAAGUGCAUUAAAAACUGUCUCGCCCUUGCGGACGAGAAGAACUUGAAGUCUGUCGCCAUUCCUGCCGUUUCACAAGGAGCUAACGGUUUUCCGAAGCAAGCGGCGGCUCAGGUGAUUCUGAAAGCCAUCUCCAACCACUUUGUCACGACGAUGUCAUCAUCACUGAAGCAGAUAUAUUUUGUCCUGUGUGACAUGGAAAGCAUCGGCAUCUACACCAGCGAGCUCGCCAAGCUCGACUCGUAAUCACCACCAUUGCAGCAAGGACAUGGAAGCAGACGCCGCGAAAGCACACCUGAUUGGCCGAGGCGUCGACCGCGGAACUCCGCCGGAUUCCCCGGAAUCGAGCACCGUUUCUGCGGAAUGGAAAUGCCGCGUGCGAAGUUUUCGCGUGAUUCGUUUUGGUCGCCAUGAGAUACCCUUUUUAAGAUGGAGGUGCUUGUGGGGAGGAAUUGUAGAGGGCACCUGGUUGAGAUGGGUUCAGGUGAUUGCUUUCCCCGCGUCUGCAUCUUGUAUCUUUGUCGCUGAACUCUUUGCUCGUCUUCAUGUGAGACACACGGAUGAAUCAUGCCUGAAACUGUACGCAUCAUACUACCAGAAAGGGAAGGGAUAG
Molecule: messenger RNA, 1598 nt
Organism: Priapulus caudatus
Lineage: Eukaryota; Metazoa; Priapulida; Priapulimorpha; Priapulimorphida; Priapulidae
Product: core histone macro-H2A.1-like
Exons: 9
Coding region: 119-1231 (370 amino acids)
Cellular component (GO): nucleosome
Molecular function (GO): protein heterodimerization activity; structural constituent of chromatin; DNA binding
Source: RefSeq, a predicted model, not a curated record